AUGACAAUCAAUACCGCAUGCGCUGCUGGCCUACAUUGCAUUGGCGAAGGCUUCCGUAUGAUUCAGAAUAACGAAGCUGAUCUGGUUGUUACUGGUGCAUGUGAAUCUCCUUUGAAUGCCUGGACAAUCGCUGCUUUUUGUCGACUACGUGCAUUAUGUACACAAUUUAAUGAUACUCCUGAAAAAGCCUCUCGUCCAUUUGAUUCCUUGCGAAAAGGAUUUGUGUUAUCUGAAGGUGCAGCUUCAGUUGUAUUGCAGGCAUGGCCUCCUCCAGACAGUUUCUUAAUGGAGUCAUUUAUGGAAACACCAAAACCGAUAGCUGAAGUUAUUGGUUUUGGAAGGUCUGGAGAUGCACAUCAUUUGGUUGCACCUGAUACAACAGGAAAUGGAGCACUUCGAAGUAUGCUAAAUGCCUUCAAAGACUCAAAACUUGAACAUUUCAAUCAAAUUGGACACAUAAAUUGUCAUGCAACAUCCACCCCUGUAGGUGAUUUAACGGAGCUGAGCGCUAUUGCACAAAUGUUUGGUGAAUAUUUUACUCAAUACCAUACACCUGUUGUAAUCAAUUCAAUUAAAGGUCACCUUGGUCAUUGUUUGGCAGCAGCCGGUGCCAUAGAAACCGUGUACGCUGCUUUAUCUGUUAACCAGAAUCGAAUUUGUGGAAACCUCAACUUGCAUAAUCCUAUUUCAAUCUAUGAGUUGAUGGAGGUUUUAAAAUCUAAUUCCAGUUCUUCAACCAGUAUAUCUUUUAAUGAAAAGUGUAUAGAUCUGUUUAGGAACUAUGCUGUACUUCCUAGACACGAUCAAACACAAGUUACGUGGCCCAGUGGUCAUCGACGUAUUGUUAUGACUAACUCAUUCGGAUUCGGUGGGACAAAUGGAACUCUUUUAAUUUCUGAAUGGACAGAUUAG
Schistosoma spindalis is the source of this 912-nucleotide messenger RNA. NCBI's taxonomy places the organism in Eukaryota, Metazoa, Platyhelminthes, Trematoda, Strigeidida, Schistosomatidae. The record is from the annotation of a GenBank genome assembly.